This is a messenger RNA of Ilex paraguariensis (yerba mate), 1382 nucleotides long. Lineage: Eukaryota; Viridiplantae; Streptophyta; Magnoliopsida; Aquifoliales; Aquifoliaceae. The record is from the annotation of a GenBank genome assembly.
AUGCUUGGUCGCAUAUUCAAUGGUUCUGGGAAGCCCAUUGACAAUGGCCCACCUAUUUUGCCUGAGGCUUACUUGGAUAUUUCUGGGAGUUCUAUCAAUCCUAGUGAGAGAACCUAUCCUGAAGAGAUGAUACAGACCGGAAUUUCAACAAUUGAUGUUAUGAAUUCAAUUGCUAGAGGGCAGAAAAUUCCUCUUUUUUCUGCCGCCGGUCUUACCCAUAAUGAAAUAGCUGCCCAGAUAUGCCGUCAGGCUGGUUUGGUAAAGCGGUUGGAGAAUACGGGAAAUCUCCUUCAGGAUGGAGAAGAGGACAAUUUUGCCAUUGUGUUUGCAGCUAUGGGAGUCAACAUGGAGACAGCACAGUUUUUCAAACGUGAUUUUGAGGAAAAUGGAUCAAUGGAGAGGGUGACCCUUUUUCUAAACUUGGCCAAUGACCCUACAAUAGAACGUAUUAUUACUCCUCGGAUUGCUCUAACUACUGCUGAAUAUUUGGCAUAUGAGUGUGGGAAGCAUGUUCUUGUCAUAUUAACAGAUAUGAGUUCCUAUGCUGAUGCUCUUCGUGAGGUAUCUGCCGCCCGUGAGGAAGUGCCUGGAAGGCGUGGGUAUCCUGGGUACAUGUAUACUGAUCUGGCAACAAUAUAUGAGCGUGCUGGGCGAAUUGAAGGACGCAAGGGUUCCAUUACACAAAUUCCAAUUUUGACUAUGCCGAAUGAUGACAUCACACAUCCUACUCCAGAUCUUACGGGUUAUAUUACUGAGGGACAGAUAUAUAUUGACAGACUACUUUAUAAUCGUCAGAUAUACCCACCUAUUAACGUUCUUCCAUCCUUGUCUCGUUUAAUGAAGAGUGCCAUUGGUGAGGGGAUGACUCGCAGGGAUCAUGCUGAUGUGUCCAAUCAGUUAUAUGCAAAUUAUGCAAUUGGAAAGGAUGUCCAGGCAAUGAAAGCUGUGGUUGGAGAAGAAGCGCUCUCUUCGGAGGACCUGCUAUAUUUGGAGUUUUUGGACAAAUUCGAGAGGAAGUUUGUCGCCCAAGGAGCCUAUGACACCCGCAACAUUUUCCAAUCACUUGAUUUGGCAUGGACAUUGCUCCGCAUAUUCCCUCGCGAGCUUCUCCAUCGGAUUCCAGCAAAGACUCUUGAUCUGUACUACAGUCGCGAUGCAAAUAAUUGAGGCGGGAAACAAUCUCCGUGUACCCACGUCUCCUGUUUGAUCGUUUUGACUUGAGUUUGUCCAGCUCAAAUAAUAAAGGUUGUGUACUUAGUGAGUCCCUCAGAAGCCAAAGCUGUCCGGCAUUUAGAAAGACAUCAGUAUUCUAUUCUUCUAGUGGGAACCAGUUAGAUAUUGUAUUUUUUUGUAAUUCUGUUUGUGUUUGUGUUAUCCAGUUG